Molecule: messenger RNA, 327 nt
Organism: Necator americanus (New World hookworm)
Lineage: Eukaryota; Metazoa; Nematoda; Chromadorea; Rhabditida; Ancylostomatidae
Exons: 1
Coding region: 1-327 (108 amino acids)
Source: RefSeq, a predicted model, not a curated record
AUGCCAGCUUUGAUUCCCUUCAUCGCUUACGCCCCAACAUCAAGGUACAAAGAAGGUAUCGGAGCUUUCUGUAUAGACACAGAAAAGUUCCACAGAGAAGACCGUACCUUUCGCAAGGUCAUAAUUGACGACUUCAACGCCAAAACUGGCCCUAGAAGAACGCUUGAAAAACUUCACAUCGGAACCCACGGCCUACAUUGGAAUGAACAGGAGGAGAGACUCUCCGAGUUCAUCAUGACGACUAAGACCACCCAUGGGAACUCGCAAAUCCAGAAGCCCUCCUCUCUACGCUCUCACAAGGAGAGAAGAGAAAACCGCCAAGUUUAG